AGCGUUGUGCUCGCCAGCCGCGGGGCUGGAAGUGUCAGCGGCGGCUGCGGCCCGGCGGAACACCGAGUUCGAGGAACCACGCGCCCGCUGGCCGCGAUCGCAGGCAGGGGGCGGCGUGCCAGUGGAGCAACAUGCAGAGAGGCGCUCGGCGCCCUGACGACCCCUCCCAAGGAAAAGAGGCCGGAACGGCUCUGGGGCGGCCGAGAGCAUGAGGGAGGCCGGGGGGCGGCUCGGCGAGGAGCGCUGCUAGGGAGCGGUGCGCGCUGCACACUCGCCAGGGCGCAGCGGAGGGCGGGGAGCCGGGCAGGUCGCGCCAGCGGGCGGGAGCCGGCCGCCUGGAGCUGUUCUGAUUUCCGACGCGAACGCGAGGGGCCCGGAGUAGCCCCCAGCCCCGGCGUGCAGCCAACAUGGGCAACGCGGGGAGCAUGGAUUCGCAGCAGACCGAUUUCAGGGCGCACAACGUGCCUUUGAAGCUGCCGAUGCCCGAGCCAGGUGAACUGGAGGAGCGGUUUGCCAUCGUGCUGAAUGCUAUGAACCUACCCCCGGACAAAGCCAGGUUACUGCGACAGUAUGAUAAUGAGAAAAAGUGGGAACUGAUUUGUGAUCAGGAACGAUUCCAGGUGAAGAAUCCUCCCCAUACAUACAUUCAAAAGCUCAAGGGCUAUCUGGACCCAGCUGUAACCAGGAAGAAAUUCAGACGGCGUGUUCAAGAAUCCACACAAGUGCUAAGAGAACUGGAAAUUUCUUUAAGAACCAACCAUAUUGGAUGGGUCAGAGAGUUUCUGAAUGAAGAAAACAGAGGUCUUGAUGUUCUAGUGGAAUAUCUGUCAUUUGCACAGUAUGCGGUAACUUUUGAUUUCGAGAGCGUGGAAAGCACGGUGGAGAGCUCGGUGGACAAAUCAAAGCCCUGGAGUAGGUCUAUCGAGGAUCUGCACAGAGGGAGCAACCUGCCCUCCCCCGUGGGCAACAGCGUGUCCCGCUCAGGAAGACAUUCUGCGCUGCGAUAUAAUACUUUGCCAAGCAGAAGAACCCUGAAAAAUUCAAGAUUAGUGAGUAAGAAAGAUGACGUACAUGUCUGUAUCAUGUGUUUACGUGCCAUCAUGAAUUACCAGUAUGGUUUCAACAUGGUCAUGUCUCAUCCACAUGCUGUCAAUGAGAUCGCACUGAGCUUGAACAACAAGAAUCCAAGAACAAAAGCCCUUGUCUUAGAACUGUUGGCAGCUGUUUGUCUUGUCAGAGGCGGGCAUGAAAUCAUUUUAUCAGCAUUUGACAACUUUAAGGAGGUUUGUGGAGAAAAACAGCGCUUUGAGAAGUUGAUGGAACAUUUCAGGAAUGAAGACAAUAACAUAGAUUUUAUGGUGGCCUCCAUGCAGUUCAUUAAUAUCGUAGUCCAUUCAGUGGAAGACAUGAAUUUCAGAGUGCACCUCCAGUAUGAAUUUACCAAGCUAGGCCUGGAUGAAUACUUGGAUAAACUGAAGCACACGGAGAGCGACAAACUCCAGGUGCAGAUCCAGGCGUACCUGGACAACGUGUUCGACGUGGGAGCUCUGCUGGAAGACGCUGAAACCAAGAACGCGGCCUUGGAGAGGGUGGAAGAGCUGGAGGAGAACAUUUCUCAUUUGUCUGAGAAACUGCAGGACACGGAGAAUGAAGCCAUGUCCAAGAUCGUGGAACUGGAAAAGCAGCUCAUGCAGAGGAACAAGGAGCUGGAUGUUGUUCGGGAAAUCUACAAAGAUGCAAAUACCCAGGUUCACACAUUAAGGAAAAUGGUCAAAGAAAAAGAAGAAGCCAUUCAAAGACAGUCUACCCUGGAAAAAAAGAUUCACGAACUGGAGAAACAAGGGACCAUUAAAAUUCAGAAGAAAGGGGAUGGGGACAUCGCCAUCCUGCCAGUCGUGGCUUCUGGCACAUUGUCCACGGGGUCAGAAGUGGCCGUGGGUAACUUUGUGGGACCAGUAACGGGGGCCGCCUCCUCGGGACCCCUGCCCCCCCCUCCUCCCCCACUACCUCCAUCGUCGGACACACCUGAAGCAGUGCAAAAUGGUCCAGUCACGCCACCCAUGCCGCCCCCGCCCCCGCCCCCUCCCCCACCUCCUCCCCCGCCACCCCCUCCUCCUCCUCUCCCAGGCCCUGCAGCAGAGACUGUGCCUGCGCCUACUUUACCACCCCCUCCUCCUCCCUCUGCACCCCCGCUGCCUGGGACGUCCUCACCCACAGUGGUUUUCAACUCAGGAUUAGCAGCUGUGAAAAUAAAGAAGCCAAUCAAGACGAAAUUCAGAAUGCCAGUUUUUAACUGGGUUGCCCUGAAGCCAAAUCAGAUCAAUGGCACAGUCUUCAACGAGAUUGAUGACGAGCGGAUUCUGGAGGAUUUAAAUGUGGAUGAAUUUGAAGAAAUAUUUAAGACGAAAGCCCAAGGUCCUGCCAUUGAUCUGUCUUCAAGCAAGCAGAAGAUAACACAGAAGGGGUCCAACAAAGUGACAUUACUAGAAGCAAAUAGGGCCAAAAAUCUUGCCAUAACGUUAAGGAAAGCUGGAAAGACCGCCGAUGAGAUAUGUAAAGCUAUACAUGUAUUUGACUUGAAGACAUUGCCUGUAGACUUCGUAGAAUGUUUGAUGAGGUUCUUGCCAACUGAGAAUGAGGUGAAAGUGUUUCGGCUCUAUGAGCGGGAAAGGAAGCCCCUGGAGAACUUGUCAGAUGAAGACCGGUUCAUGAUGCAGUUCAGUAAAAUUGAGAGACUCAUGCAGAAGAUGACCAUCAUGGCCUUCAUUGGGAACUUUGCAGAAAGCAUUCAGAUGCUGACUCCUCAACUGCACUCAAUUAUAGCAGCAUCUGUUUCUAUAAAGUCGUCCCAAAAACUCAAGAAAAUUCUGGAGAUCAUCUUAGCCCUUGGAAACUAUAUGAAUAGCAGUAAACGAGGAGCAGUUUAUGGAUUUAAACUUCAGAGUUUAGAUCUGCUCUUAGAUACAAAGUCGACAGACCGAAAGCAAACACUGUUGCACUACAUUUCAAAUGUGGUAAAAGAGAAAUAUCACCAAGUGUCCCUGUUUUAUAACGAGCUUCACUAUGUGGAGAAAGCUGCCGCAGUCUCCCUCGAGAAUGUUUUACUGGACGUCAAGGAGCUCCAGAGGGGCAUGGACUUAACCAAGAGGGAGUACACCAUGCACGACCACAACACGCUGCUGAAGGAGUUCAUCCUCAACAACGAGGGGAAGCUGAAGAAGCUGCAGGAUGACGCGAAGAUUGCACAGGAUGCUUUUGAUGAUGUGGUGAAGUAUUUUGGAGAAAACCCCAAGACGACUCCACCCUCUGUCUUCUUUCCCGUCUUUGUCCGGUUUGUGAAAGCCUAUAAGCAAGCAGAAGAGGAAAAUGAGCUGAGGAAAAAGCAGGAACAAGCCCUCAUGGAAAAACUCCUAGAGCAGGAAGCUCUGAUGGAGCAGCAGGAUCCAAAGUCUCCUUCCCACAAAUCAAAGAGGCAGCAGCAGGAAUUAAUUGCAGAAUUGAGAAGGCGACAAGUGAAAGAUAACAGACAUGUAUAUGAAGGAAAAGAUGGUGCCAUUGAAGACAUUAUCACAGAUCUUAGAAACCAACCAUACAGACGAGCCGAUGCGGUGAGGAGAAGUGUCAGGCGGCGCUUUGAUGAUCAGAACCUGCGUUCUGUUAAUGGAGCCGAGAUAACCAUGUGAACCUGAGACCUGCCUGUAUGAGUAGAGUAUACGUGAAUGAGACUUUCCACAUGAACUUUAUGUGCUACCAUGUAACCGCAACCUUGAACAUUGAUAAAAUAUUCUAAGGGCUCAGAUUUAGCAAACACACAGGAAUUUAAAAAUGACGGGCUCUCCUUUCAACCUUUGUUAACAAGUGCCUAAAAGUGGAAGUAACUGCUCAGAUUAAUCAAAGCAAUAGGUUUUGAUUUGAUUAGGUAUCUUUUUACACCAGUGUAUUACCCAAUUUUUUAACCAAAAUGUAAAUUUCGUAUUAAACUCAUUAUCUGCCAUUGUGAUUGUCCCAUGAUGGCACACCCUGGUUUCCUGAUAAGUUGUAAAUAACAUGGAUGCAACUGCUGUGGGUUUCCUUUGCUGAGAUGUUGUUUAAGGAAAAAAGUUGCUUUUGUGUUUUAGACAUAUCCAUCAACUUUGUUAUUUUUAAAGGCUUGCAACCUGGAAGAAGGAAAGUCACAUAAGCUCCUGUCCAUAACCAAGCCCCAGCCAAGUACAAACAGGAUGCAUUGCAGUGGCACAGAGGUCACUCAGCUCUCUCAUUUUACAUUCUACACUGCUGUACUCGGGUAGGACACCCUGUGAGAGUUCACCAGUAUGAAUGCAAGGAUAUGAUGGCAUACAAAUUUGUGUAAGAUUUUUUUGCAGUACUGUGUUCUUCAGCUAGAGGCAGCUUUUAAAAUAAUAAUAAUGCAGAUGUAUUUAUUAAUUAGCACUAAAAUUAACAUCUCAGUAAUCAGUAUUAGGAUUUCUGAGGACCAUUAUGGGCCUAUCCUGAACAGAAAUUGGUGCCUUGCUAGCCAGGGAGAAGUUCACUAGCUCUAUCAAGCAUUUCAGAUUACUUCUGCUAGCUAGUAGUGUAGUUAACCUAGCCUUAUUCUCCUGACAAUCGCAGUGCCCACCCCCCACCCCCGCCCCCCCCUUUUGUAAACUGGAGAAGAUAUAUUUGGCAUCAUUGCUUUAUGGGAAAUUGCAAAUUAAAUUGCUUGAAAUGUUCAUAUUUGGAUUAAGCUUAAGUGAUACAUAAUAGGACUAAAUGGCCAACUAAGCCACUGUUACUUUUCCUUCCUCUCUGGCAGGGCACUUGAUCCAUUCCAAAGUCAAAAACUGGACUAAAGCGGAUUUGUACUUUACAUAUUAUACACUCUGCUUCUGGCUUACUUCUUGGUACAUCAAUAUAUUAAUUGUAAAGUUUAUUGUAUAGUAUUUAACCACUGAAUUUCUUAUUUUAUGUUGUGCUUAUAUGAACCCCUUGGUGAAGGUCCCAUUUUCCUUGGAUAAUGUGUAGUUAUAUGAUCUCUUUUUAAAUGUACAGAUAUUUUGCUAUAAAAUUGGUGCAGUUUUUUAUGGUUUUUACACUUUAAUUCCCACCUAAGCCUCUGGGUAAUAUUGUAAAUAUUGUUUAAAAAUGCAUCAGCCUGUGCUAUACAAUCUGAAUGUUAUUUUAACUUAUAGUUUUUUUUUAAUAUAUAUAUUUAACUGCAAGGACAGUUUAGGGAUCAGUUAUCACAUUUCACUUUAGCAUACCUAUUUACAAAAAAUUACUUUUAAAACUGCCACCUGCUAGCACAUUUUCAUAAUGUGUACUUUAAAAAGAACAUGCCAAGAUUUUGUCUGUUAACACUGAUUUUGAUGAAAAAAACAAUUUGACCAUGAUACAACACACAAUUUGACUAUGAUACAACACAAGUAGUUGGCCCUUUUUGACAGGCGGCUGCUUUCCAAAGCUUAAUUACUAAAAAGCAUAUAUUAAAAUAGUUGCCUAUUUAUUAAUCAACAAAUAGACAAUAAUGUUGGCAUGUUCUUUUCUGUUUAUUAAUGGGCUUGCCUUCUUAGCAAUAUUAGAAAUGUUUUAUAAAAAAGCAAUUCAUGUUACUUUUCUGGUCUUUUCAUGACAUAUGAGCAAAUAAACUAUUUACACUACUA
Messenger RNA from Neogale vison (American mink), 5642 nucleotides. RefSeq names its product formin like 2 (gene FMNL2). Gene Ontology annotation, molecular function: small GTPase binding; actin filament binding. NCBI's taxonomy places the organism in Eukaryota, Metazoa, Chordata, Mammalia, Carnivora, Mustelidae. The transcript is spliced from 26 exons. The coding region runs from base 408 to 3683 and encodes 1091 amino acids. Gene Ontology annotation, biological process: cortical actin cytoskeleton organization; cell migration; regulation of cell shape. Gene Ontology annotation, cellular component: cytosol. The record is from RefSeq and is a predicted model, not a curated record.